UCCGCGUCGUCUCGCUUCUGGCCAGUCUGUGUGAUGCAGUGAGUGAGAAAUGACGUCGCCGACACCUUCUAUGAGUGAGGAUGAGGACGACCGCGAGAUCAACGUCGACUCGGGCCACGAGGACGGCUGCGAGGAGGAGGACUCGCUGGACAUGAGCAGCGUCUCGCCGCCCCCGGCGCUCGCGUUCAGCAUCUCGAGGUUGUUGGGAGAAGAGAAGAGACAUGAAAGCCCCGCCGGCGUCAUCCGGGUCCCUGCACAAAGAGUCCCUCCGCCUCCUGCAGCGGGCCCGAUCGCCCCUUUUCCCUGGCUCGUUCAUCCGGCGGCUGUCAUACACAACAGCGCUGCAGCCGCCGCCGCAGCAGCUUUCGCCUCCCACGCCAUCAAAGAACGCUUAUCCGCGACAUUUCCGAUGACCCGAAGAAUCGGCCACCCGUACCAGAACAGGACGCCGCCGAAGCGGAAGAAGCCGAGGACGUCGUUCACCCGCCUCCAGAUCGCCGAGCUGGAGAAGAGGUUCCAUAAACAGAAGUACCUCGCCUCGGCCGAGAGGGCCGCACUAGCCAAAUCCCUCAAAAUGACAGAUGCCCAAGUCAAAACGUGGUUCCAAAACCGUAGGACAAAGUGGAGGCGGCAGACGGCUGAGGAAAGGGAGGCUGAGAGGCAAGCAGCUAACAGGUUGAUGAUGUCCCUCCAGGCCGAAGCGUUGGGCAAAGGGCUGUACCAAAGCCCGGGCGAACCGAGGCCGAACCCUUUGGCCCAGCCCUGGCCACCUUCGCAGUACCAGACGAUAACAUCGCCGAUAUGUUAGUGCGGAAGUCGGAGGAAGAAGCCCCUUUGAAAACCGGUUGAGAUCCGGUCGUCGACAGAUUUUGAUUGUUUUUGUGAUUUUUCCUCUCGAGAAUUAGGUCUCACUUGUGAAGAAUUAGCGAUAGCGAUUUGGCUAGCACAUCGAUUUACCUCAUUCAACAAGCCAAGUCUCUAUUUAAAAUUCUUUAUUCUUAAACACGCCAUUUGUAAAUAUUUAGAUGUUUUAUUUAUUGUACAUAGUCAUUUAAAUUAAAUAUAAAAAGUUGAAACUUUAAAAAGUUAGCUUCGGUACCCCAAUGCUUUACCGAGCACACAAGUGCCAGGAUUAUUACUCUUCAUUUUGAUAUUGUGUGAUAUAAAUCUUGAUAGGAUUAUAUAACAACCAGUGCAAAUACUGUAAAUUAAACUACUAAAAAGAAUCUUUGAAAUACAAGAAAAAUAUCGUAAAGCGUUCAUAAUUUUAAUUUUAAAAGCCGAAACAUAAUUGGUUUGGGCAAGAAAAAAUGUUUAUAUUCGUUAAGAAAUUUUGUACAUAUAUGGUGAUGACAUUAAUUAUAUUGUAUUGAAAUAAAAAAAUAAAAAUAUCCCUGAUGUUACUUAUGUUCAGAAAUGCUUUUGGCCCUGUAUUUAUUAAAAUGCACUCAUGAUCUUUCGUUUUUUGAAUAAUUGUCAUGUUUUAUCAACGUUCGAGUAGCAUGUAAAAUUUAAAUCCAAAAAAAUAUAUGAGCACCUGUCAAUGUUAUUUGGAUUAUCGUACGUCAACCGAAAAUACCUGCUGUAUAAUAUCCAUGCUUUUCUUAAAAAAACAAAAACAAAAAACAGUAAAC
This is a messenger RNA of Cimex lectularius (bed bug), 1634 nucleotides long. Its product is annotated as T-cell leukemia homeobox protein 3-like. The transcript is spliced from 3 exons. The coding region runs from base 50 to 808 and encodes 252 amino acids. Gene Ontology annotation, molecular function: DNA-binding transcription factor activity, RNA polymerase II-specific; RNA polymerase II cis-regulatory region sequence-specific DNA binding. Gene Ontology annotation, biological process: animal organ development; regulation of transcription by RNA polymerase II. The record is from RefSeq and is a predicted model, not a curated record. NCBI's taxonomy places the organism in Eukaryota, Metazoa, Arthropoda, Insecta, Hemiptera, Cimicidae. Gene Ontology annotation, cellular component: nucleus.